AUGUAUUUACGAAUAGCUGAAACAAACGGAUUAUUAGCAUUUGAAAUAAAAGUAAUUCAAGACGACAAUGGUAUCGAUAUUAUUUUGACUCAUAAGGAAAAACUUAUUCUUAUACAAUGUAAGAAUGUAGAAACUCCUAUAAAUGUUCAUAUUGUAAGAGUUUUCGAGUCAGCACUUUCAAGAUUUUCGCCAGAUUCUCUAGGACUUAUUGUAUACAAUAGCGAAAAAUUAGACGAAAAUUUUGCCACUCCUAAAGCUAAAAAUUGGGCCACUACGUCAAAAAAGAAUAUCAAGAUCUGUAACGAAAAAGAGUUCGUUGAAAUUAUCAAGAAUUUUUUUGAAAAUGAUAAUGAUGAUCAUAUCGAAUUGAUUAAUUUUACAGCAGAUAGUUUUGAUUUAAUUAAAUCGCAAAAAAGAGCUCGUUUAGGUGAAUUGGUCAAAAGGGAGUAUUUGGAAAUGCAUAAUGCUUAUUACCUUGAAGAUAUUGAUUUGGUAUAUCCUGAGAAUUUAAAAUUUGAAAAUAUUGUUAAUCUUUGCGGCGAUGAUUGUGCUCAAUGUCUUGGC
Messenger RNA from Racocetra persica, 564 nucleotides. Lineage: Eukaryota; Fungi; Glomeromycota; Glomeromycetes; Diversisporales; Gigasporaceae. The record is from the annotation of a GenBank genome assembly.